AUGGAAGUAGUGCAGAAAGAACACAGCCGACUCCUCAAGAGGACUGAGGGGUCUCAAGGCAUCAAGAAUGUUCAGUCGGCAAUUGAGUCACUCCAGUCUGCUCGCGAUGCCAUAGCUGCUGAUCCAUCCGCUGCCUCUGCCACCCUAGCCACCCUUCAGAACUCGGUCAAAUCGUCCUUUGACUCUAUCAAUGACAGCUUGAAAGAGACUCACAGUGGCCUCAACAAGUACACCAAAUCUCUAGAUAAGCUUUUCAAAGAUCGACCACUGCCUGGCACCGACGACGAUGGCCUCUCUUCGCACGAACACCUGAUCAACCGCGCUAUCGCCAUGCAUCUCCUUCGCGAAGGCCAGUUCGGCGUGGCCGCCACCUUCCUCUCCGAGAUCGCCGAGCAGAAGACAAUACAUCCAGUUUCGCAAAACGGGCGUGGGCCGACCAAUCCACCCGCCAGCCUUCUCGAUAUCGAUGAAGUCCCUUCGACCGAGAUCCGGAAACAAUUCGCCUCAAUGUACUAUAUCCUACAACAACUACAAGAGAACAGGAACUUACUGCCUGCAAUCGAAUGGUCGAGAGAAAACCGCGAGGCGCUGGAAGCCCGAGGCAGCAAUCUCGAAUUUGAGCUCUGUCGACUUCAAUAUGUAUGGCUGUACCAUGGCGGAGCGAACAGCCAGGGAACCGCGAGCGGAUGGCUAGCUGCUCUCGAGUAUGCGCGGCAGGAAUUCCAUGUCUUUGUGCCUCGAUAUUUGAGAGAAGUUCAGCAGCUGGUCGGAGCAAUGGCGUACUCGCCCAACCUCGGCGGGUCGCCGUAUGCAGCUCUCUUCAAUAACAGCUCGGCCUGGGAUGACGUAGCUCACUUCUUCACUCGCGAGUUUUGUUCUUUGCUGGGCCUUUCGGCGGACUCGCCCCUAUACAUUGCUGCUACGGCGGGCGCAAUCGCUCUGCCGACGCUAUUGAAGUUACAGACGAUUAUGAAGUCGAAGCGGACGGAGUGGACAUCCGACAACGAGCUUCCGGUUGAAAUACCCCUCCCUCCCCAAUAUCUCUUCCAUUCGAUCUUUGUCUGUCCGGUGUCAAAGGAGCAGGCGACCGAUGAGAACCCUCCUAUGAUGAUGCCAUGUGGACAUGUCAUUGCACAGGAAUCGUUGAAACGCCUUGGCAAGGGUAAUCGGUUUAAAUGCCCGUAUUGUCCUAGCGAAAGCCACCCCAAGGAUGCCAGGAAAGUAUUCCUGUAA
Molecule: messenger RNA, 1233 nt
Organism: Penicillium samsonianum
Lineage: Eukaryota; Fungi; Ascomycota; Eurotiomycetes; Eurotiales; Aspergillaceae
Product: ubiquitin-protein ligase RMD5
Exons: 4
Coding region: 1-1233 (410 amino acids)
Biological process (GO): proteasome-mediated ubiquitin-dependent protein catabolic process
Cellular component (GO): cytoplasm; nucleus; GID complex
Molecular function (GO): ubiquitin protein ligase activity; protein binding
Source: RefSeq, a predicted model, not a curated record